AUGAAGGCAGCAGACAUCAGAUCCUCUCUGCAGAGACCUCUACAGCACAGAGAUCCACACAUGGCUCCUACAAUCACUGCAGCAAUGACCAACUCUCAGGUGCACCUGCCUCUGACCCACAAGCUCAGGAAGCCUCUGGUGGAGAAGUUACGCAGAGAGAGAAUCAACAGCAGCAUUGAGCAGCUCAAGUCUCUCCUGGAUCCAGAGUUCCUCAAACAGCAGCCAGACUCCAAGCUGGAGAAAGCCGACAUCCUGGAGAUGACCGUUUGUGUGCUGAGACGACUGCAGCAGCAGAAUCGUCAGGCUGUGGACUCAGCAGCUGUUGGACAGGGCUACUCCAGAUGUGUCCAAGAGGUGACCCACUUCCUGCGUGAGGAGCAGGUGGAGACACAGUCCCAGAGAAGACUGCUGAACCACUUCAACAAGCUGCAGUCUUCCUGUGAGAAGAAGCUGAGAGAGGCUGACUUCUCUCCUCUGAGCUCCACAGUCCAGACCAGCAGCAGCAAAGACAAGAGUCCAGUGAGCAGCGCCCCCUGGAGGCCGUGGUAGACUCCUACAGGCUGCAGCUGCUACCAGAGACACUGAGAGGACCACGUUGGUCAAAGAUGACUGGAAAGGAAUUCUUCUCAAUUCUACAAUGUUCUGAAUUUGUUCUUCUGGUUGUACAGAAGUUAUUUUGUCUCUUUUCUUUGAGGAAGAUGAUAUUUCUUGAGGAAAUGACGUCAACUUUAUCUUUCAAGUUGAGAAAGAGAACGUCUUGUCAUGCAUGUUGCAUGAAGCAAAUCUGAUUGCAUCAGCAAUAAUUAUUAUACCUCACUGUGCUUCAUGUUGGUGGAGUGGUGAAAGAUAUGGAUACCAAUGGUAUCUUUGAACUGUUAUUGAUCAUUUUGAUCAAAAACUAAAACUAUUAACUCUUAAUCUCUCGGAUUACUGCAAACUGAUCUGUUAUAAGAUCCAAAUGUAAAUCUUUAGUUUUUCUAAAAGAUUUGUUUAAUGUCACAAUUCUUCUGUGAUACUUUUAUUCCUUUAUUUUAUUUUGGUGUACAAUAUUACACAUUGAUAAUACUUGUUACCUCUCGAUUAGUAUUAAUAAUUAUAAACAAAAAUGUUGUAUUGUUUGUAUUUUUUCUUAUUAUUGAAUUGUCCUCAAUUCAUGUGAAGCUUUGAAAAUGAUCAUUUUUUGGAUCAAUGUGUUUAUUCUUUUAU
Molecule: messenger RNA, 1206 nt
Organism: Gasterosteus aculeatus aculeatus (three-spined stickleback)
Lineage: Eukaryota; Metazoa; Chordata; Actinopteri; Perciformes; Gasterosteidae
Product: transcription factor HES-5
Biological process (GO): regulation of DNA-templated transcription
Molecular function (GO): DNA binding; protein dimerization activity
Source: RefSeq, a predicted model, not a curated record